This is a messenger RNA of Phoenix dactylifera (date palm), 1309 nucleotides long. RefSeq names its product thiamine thiazole synthase, chloroplastic-like. Gene Ontology annotation, biological process: thiamine biosynthetic process. Lineage: Eukaryota; Viridiplantae; Streptophyta; Magnoliopsida; Arecales; Arecaceae. The record is from RefSeq and is a predicted model, not a curated record.
UUCUCCUUCUUCAUCCCAUCCCCGAUCCCCUCCUAAAAAAGUUUCGAAACGCUAAUUCUCCUCAGAAAAUGGCGACCAUGGCCACCUCCUCCCUCGCCUCCAAGCCCAAGACCCCCUUCCUUGACCACCACCACUCCUCCUUCCAUGGCCUCUCGCUACCCUCCCGCGUCUCCACCGCUGCGGCCGCCGGCCGCUCCCCGAGUUCAGCCAGCCUCUCCAUCUCCGCCUCCGCUGCCACCCCCAAGUACGACCUCAACUCCAUCCGCUUCGACCCCAUCAAGGAGUCGAUCGUCUCCCGCGAGAUGACCCGGCGGUAUAUGACAGACAUGAUCACCUACGCCGACACCGACGUCGUCGUCGUCGGCGCCGGCUCCGCCGGGCUCUCCUGCGCCUACGAGCUCUCUAAGGACCCCUCCGUCAACGUCGCCAUCGUGGAGCAGUCCGUCUCCCCCGGCGGCGGCGCGUGGCUCGGCGGCCAGCUCUUCUCCGCCAUGGUCGUCCGGAAGCCCGCCCACCUCUUCCUCAACGAGCUCGGCAUCCCCUACGACGAGCAGGACUCGUACGUCGUCAUCAAGCACGCGGCGCUGUUCACCUCCACCAUCAUGAGCCGCCUCCUCGCCCGCCCCAACGUCAAACUCUUCAACGCCGUGGCGGUGGAGGACCUCAUCGUCAAGGAGGGGAGAGUCGCCGGAGUGGUCACCAACUGGGCUCUGGUGUCGAUGAACCACGAUACCCAGUCGUGCAUGGAUCCGAACGUGAUGGAGUCCAAGGUUGUGGUGAGCUCCUGCGGGCAUGACGGCCCGUUCGGAGCUACCGGAGUGAAGCGAUUGAAGGACAUCGGGAUGAUCGACUCAGUCCCGGGGAUGAAGGCGCUCGACAUGAACUCGGCGGAGGACGCGAUCGUCCGCCUCACGAGGGAGAUCGUCCCGGGGAUGAUCGUUACCGGCAUGGAAGUCGCCGAGAUCGACGGCGCCCCAAGAAUGGGGCCGACGUUUGGGGCGAUGAUGGUAUCGGGGCAGAAGGCGGCGCAUCUGGCGUUGAAAUCGCUGGGGAGGCCGAACGCGUUGGACGGGACGAUCGGAGCGGAGAAGGUGCAUCCGGAGAUGGUGCUGGCCUCAUCGGACGGUGGAGAUGUGGUGGAGGCUUAGAUCGAGUUAGGGAUAAUAACUGGGAGAGACUAGAGAGUGUGGGGCUGUGGAUGGCAUGAUGGGCUGUCGUUUGUCGUCUUUUUAUAAACGCUCAGAGGAGUGUAAAGACCUAGUUGGUGCUUUUAAAUUAAUUAAUAUAUGUGCGUUCAAAAAUUCGACUC